Fraxinus pennsylvanica is the source of this 2016-nucleotide messenger RNA. Lineage: Eukaryota; Viridiplantae; Streptophyta; Magnoliopsida; Lamiales; Oleaceae. The record is from the annotation of a GenBank genome assembly.
AUGAAGUUCCAUUGGGUUCUGCAGAUCUUUCAUUCUCGUUUUUCCUUUUUCAGUUUGAUGAAUGGGAUUCCCGCUUUGAAGAAGAAGGUAGUGAAUAAAGCCAUUGUGCAUAAAACCAAAACCUGCAAGAAGCAACCCUUGUUGAGUGGUGUAAAUGAUAAACUUCAGAUCAUUAGUGCAGAGGACAGUGAAAAACAGGAUGAUGGAGAUAUAACGUUGCAAAAUUUAAAGAGAAAGAGAAGGAGAAAGAAGAGAAAAGAUAAUGUGGAGCUUGAUGAAGCUUUGCGAUUGCAAAGGAGGACGAGGUACCUGUUGAUAAAACUGAAUCUGGAGCAGAAUCUUAUUGAUGCUUAUUCUGCGGAAGGUUGGAAGGGUCAGAGUCGAGAAAAGAUUAAACCGGAAAAGGAACUACAAAGAGCUAAGAAGCAAAUAUUGAAUUGCAAACUUGGAAUACGUGAAGCUAUUCGCCAACUGGAUUUGCUUAGUUCUGUAGGACGCAUUGAUGAAUCGGCAGUUGCACCAGAUGGAUCUGUUCAUCAUGAACAUAUAGUCUGUGCCAAAUGUAAGAUGCGUGAAGCUCUCCCCGAUAACGACAUUAUACUUUGUGAUGGCACAUGUAACCGUGCUUUUCACCAAAAAUGUCUUGAUCCUCCGCUGUCAACAGAAAAUAUUCCUCCAGGAGAUGAAGGCUGGUUUUGCAAAUUUUGUAAGAGUAAGAUGGAAAUAUUAGAAGCUACAAAUGCUCACCUUGGGACCCAUUUUUCCAUGGAUAUUAAUUGGCAGGAUGUUUUCAAGGAAGAAGCUAUAUUACCUGAUGGUAAAGAUUCCAUGUCAUGCCCAGAACAAGAAUGGCCGUCUGACGACUCCGAAGAUGUUGAUUAUGAUCCAGAAAUAAUUGAACCUAGUUGCAGUGAUAGCCUGGCUAACUCUGAAUCUGAAGGCUCUGAGUACAGUUCCAGCUUUUUAGGGUCUCUUGAGGAUGAACCUCUUUCUUUGUCGGUAGGAAAUGAACAGAGGAGAAAAGAAUGUCAAGAGUUUUAUUCGGAGUUAAAUGGGGUAGAUUCUGAUGAGAUUACCGAUGGUGAAGCUUUAUGUGGUCGCAGACAGCGAUCAACUGUCGACUAUUUAAAAUUGCAUGAUGAAAUGUUUGGAAAGAAUGCUGCUGAAGACGAACAAUUCAGUGAAGAUGAAGACUGGGGUCCUACAAAAAGAAAAAGGAAAGGAAAGGAGACUGAUGCAGGUGGCAUCCUUGUGACUCUAUCUGAGAUGGAGAAGAACUGUUCAAAAGAAAAACUUAAAGAAGUCAAGGAAAAACUCUCAGGUGGGAAGAUGAAAAGACCAAUUUUCAGACUUCCACUUAAUGCAAUUGAGAAGCUUCGACAUGUUUUUGCUGAGAAUGAACUUCCAGCCAGAGCAGUAAGAGAGAAUCUUUCCAAACAGCUGGGUAUAGAAUUUGAUAAGGUCAACAAAUGGUUCAAGAACGCACGCUACCUAGCUCUUAAAGCCAGAAAGGUGGGAAAUGUAAAAUCAUCUCAUGAUGGUAGUCCUGGUAUUCAAGAGGAAUCUUCAUCAGAAACUGGAACUAGUAAACACGCUGAUCAAAUGGCAUCGAAGGAUAGCACAUUACCGCAGACACCUAAGAGUUCAAAAAUGGCUCGUAGAGGUAAGAAACUCAUUUUGCUGACCAAUCCUUUGAAGGGAAAACAGAGGAGGAAAACAAUGCUACAGAAGCCAGCUACCAACAAGGUGGCUGUGGAUUUUGGUGAUGAUGUGAGCCUGAAACUUCUUAGAGAAAAGGCCAAGGAAGCUAAGAAGUCAAAUCGGAUGAGCAGGAGUCGUAUUCUGGCGGCAGAAGCUGAGAUGAAGCGGCUUUGUGAAAUUAAGAGUAAGGUAGAAAAUCUCCAGCAAGUUUUACGAGGACUUCCGAAUCAGAGACUCAAUAAAGUCGAUGCCACCACCUUAAGUGAACCAUGCAUCGUCUACGUACCUGUAGCAGAGGUAAGGGAGAAAAGUUGA